Guillardia theta CCMP2712 is the source of this 1119-nucleotide messenger RNA. RefSeq lists its product as hypothetical. Gene Ontology annotation, molecular function: zinc ion binding; nucleic acid binding. The coding region runs from base 1 to 1119 and encodes 372 amino acids. The record is from RefSeq and is a predicted model, not a curated record. The transcript has 3 exons. NCBI's taxonomy places the organism in Eukaryota, Cryptophyceae, Pyrenomonadales, Geminigeraceae.
AUGAGCAAGCUGGUCGAGAAGGACCCGAGAACCAUCCACAACGUGAGCGGCUUCCUGGUCGGAGUGAUGAAGCGAGUGAGGAUGGAGCACGGCAUCGCCGAGGUAGAGGAGGGCGGCAGCAAGGCCGCCGCCAAGCCAGACACGUCAGACGACGAGGAGGAGGAGUCAGAGGGGGAGAGCUCGGAGUCAGAGGAGGAGGAGGAGAGGCCCGCCAAGACACCAGGCAAGCCCCAGCAGCAGCAGCAGCAGCAGCAGCGUACGACGACGGCGGCAGCGGGCACGCCAGGGUCAGGGAGCAAGGGCAAGGGCAGCAAGGCCGAGGGCGGGGAGGGCAGCAAGGCCAAGGCAGGAGGAGGGGCCGGGGCGGUAGAGGCGAGGAUCGCAGAGCUGGAGGAGGCCGGGACGCUGAGGCGGGGGGCGAUCGACGAGGGGGCGAGGAAGCAGCUGCUGGGGCUGCCGGAGAAGGUGGGGCUGGAGGUGAUGAGCAAGCUGGUCGAGAAGGACCCGAGAACCAUCCACAACGUGAGCGGCUUCCUGGUCGGAGUGAUGAAGCGAGUGAGGAUGGAGCACGGCAUCGCCGAGGUAGAGGAGGGCGGCAGCAAGGCCGCCGCCAAGCCAGACACGUCAGACGACGACGAGGAGGAGGAGUCAGAGGGGGAGAGCUCGGAGUCAGAGGAGGAGGAGGAGAGGCCCGCCAAGACACCAGGCAAGCCCCAGCAGCAGCAGCAGCAGCAGCAGCAGCGUACGACGACGGCGGCAGCGGGCACGCCAGGGUCAGGGAGCAAGGGCAAGGGCAGCAAGGCCGAGGGAGACGCUGAGUCGUCAACAGAAGAUGCAUCUGUUUCCACUCCCGUAUGUCCCGAAUGUUCUGAUGAAUUGCUUUCUUUUGACAAAGCUGCACCGACUCGCAAGGGUCAAGUUGCUCGCUGCUUCAAUUGCGGUCAAUCCGGCCAUGUCGUCGCCUCCUGUACUUCACCCAAGGUACGUCGAAAGGAAGAGGAGGAGGAGGAAGACGAAGAGGAAGAAGAAGAAGAGGAGGAGGAGGAGCACCAGCACCAGCACCAGCACCAGGAGGAGGAGGAGGAGGAGGAGGAGGAGGAGGAGGAGUGGUACUAUUAG